ACCCUCUAGGCUCUAGCCGAAGCCUUUCUAUAGUUCGUAGCGUAAAUGGAGCAACCACCAUACACUGAAGAUGACAUCACCACCACCACCACCACUUCUUCUCCACAGGCAAGAAUCAACCAGAAUUCCGAUGCUCCUCUCGGCGGCACACGGCAUCCAGUUUAUCGCGGCGUCAGGAAACGGAGGUGGGGGAAAUGGGUGUCUGAAAUUAGAGAACCGCGAAAGAAAUCACGUAUUUGGCUAGGCUCAUUUCCUGUGCCAGAAAUGGCUGCCAAGGCAUAUGAUGUUGCCGCCUAUUGUCUUAAAGGUUGUAAAGCGCAGCUUAAUUUUCCUGACGAGGUAGAGGACUUGCCCCGGCCGUCGUCGUGUACGGCUAGGGAUAUUCAAGCAGCAGCAGCCAAAGCAGCACAUUCGAUGAUUAAUGCAGAAGAAAAGAGCAGCUGCAGCACAACAAAUAGCGAUGGCGACCUGAAAACUGAUGAUUUCUGGGGUGAAAUUGAAUUACCGGAAUUAAUGAGUAGUGGAUUCAAUUGGAGUUCGUGUGUAUGGACAACUUUAGCAGGCGAUUCCACUUGGCAAGAUGAAGAGGCUCCACAGAUGUUCAUGGCAUGUCUGUAACGUGGCAGUAUUGAAGUUUUGUUAGCGUGCAUGUCUGGUACUAGGCUUGGAAAUCUAUGUCCCUCCCUCUCUCUCUCUCUCUCUCUAGAUCAUAUAUGCUGGUUCUGUUAAUCCUAUAUGUAUAUCUUGCAAUAUUUAAUUAAUAUUAAUUAUAGUAUAUGAAGUUUUGAAAUGCA
Molecule: messenger RNA, 794 nt
Organism: Hevea brasiliensis (rubber tree)
Lineage: Eukaryota; Viridiplantae; Streptophyta; Magnoliopsida; Malpighiales; Euphorbiaceae
Product: ethylene-responsive transcription factor ERF023
Exons: 1
Coding region: 46-618 (190 amino acids)
Biological process (GO): regulation of DNA-templated transcription
Molecular function (GO): DNA-binding transcription factor activity; DNA binding
Source: RefSeq, a predicted model, not a curated record